Messenger RNA from Funneliformis caledonium, 227 nucleotides. The record is from the annotation of a GenBank genome assembly. Lineage: Eukaryota; Fungi; Glomeromycota; Glomeromycetes; Glomerales; Glomeraceae.
AUGAAAAUAUAGGCUUUUGGAAAAAUGGUUGCUUUAAUAAUUAUAUUAGCAGUGAGUUAAAAUGCGAUGACCUUAAUAAAGAUUAUAUAUUGCUUAAAAAUGAUGAUUAUAGUAUUAUAACUAAUAAUACAAGCAAAAUUCUAUCAACACCUAUAAUAUCUACCAAUAAUGAUAAUUGUAUUCAUGAAUUUUUAUUUGAUUACGAAGCAUUACAAAAUGUUAAAUAA